Molecule: messenger RNA, 1524 nt
Organism: Gossypium raimondii (Peruvian cotton)
Lineage: Eukaryota; Viridiplantae; Streptophyta; Magnoliopsida; Malvales; Malvaceae
Product: protochlorophyllide reductase, chloroplastic
Exons: 5
Coding region: 112-1311 (399 amino acids)
Molecular function (GO): protochlorophyllide reductase activity
Source: RefSeq, a predicted model, not a curated record
UCUUAUCCUUCCAUUGACUUCUCUUUUUAUUUUUUAAAGGCUCCUUUCCCUCCCACCUUAUAUAGCCACAGCUCAUUUAAGUGUCUUAAAUAACCCAUUUCAAAGUUGGUAAUGGCUUUGCAGACUGCUGCUUUGGUUCCAGCUACUUUCACCCUACCCAAAGAGGGAAAAUCAAGUCCAUCUUUCAAGGAUUCAACUUUCUUUGGGGUCUCACUUUCUGAACAUGCCAAAGCUGAUUUCAGCUCUUCUGCAUUAAGAUGCAAGAGGGAAUUCAACCCAAGAAAUGGAGCUGUGAGAGCCGAAACAACAGCUACUGCAACUCCAGCAAUCAGCAGAUCUGCGGUGGAUGGCAAGAAAACUCUAAGAAAGGGUAGUGUUAUCAUCACCGGUGCCUCCUCCGGAUUGGGUUUAGCCACUGCUAAAGCCCUGGCUGAAACUGGGAAAUGGCAUAUUAUCAUGGCUUGCAGGGACUUUCUCAAGGCUGAAAGAGCUGCAAAGUCUGCUGGCAUGUCUAAACAAAACUACACCAUCAUGCACUUAGAUCUCGCCUCAUUGGACAGCGUCCGCCAAUUCGUCGACCGUUACAAGCGAUCGGGGAGGCCUCUUAAUGUGCUUGUUUGCAAUGCUGCUGUUUACCAGCCAACUGCCAAGGAACCCUCUUUCACAGCUGAAGGAUUUGAGCUUAGUGUGGGAACUAACCAUCUUGGUCACUUUCUUCUUUCCCGGUUGUUGCUUGAUGACCUGAAGCAAUCUGAUUAUCCUUCAAAGCGUCUCAUUAUCGUUGGUUCGAUUACAGGAAACACGAAUACCUUGGCCGGAAACGUACCUCCCAAGGCCAACCUUGGGGAUCUAAGGGGACUUGCAGGGGGACUAAAUGGGCUUAAUAGCUCAACCAUGAUUGAUGGUGGGGAAUUUGAUGGUGCCAAGGCAUACAAGGAUAGCAAAGUCUGCAAUAUGCUCACGAUGCAAGAGUUCCACAGGCGGUUCCAUGAGGAAAGCGGCAUCACAUUCGCUUCCCUUUACCCGGGUUGCAUAGCUACGACAGGCUUGUUCCGGGAGCACAUUCCGUUGUUCCGACUCCUCUUCCCUCCAUUCCAGAAGUACAUCACCAAGGGCUUUGUCUCCGAAGACGAAGCUGGAAAAAGACUAGCUCAGGUUGUGAGCGAUCCGAGCUUGACAAAAUCGGGUGUAUACUGGAGCUGGAACCAGAAUUCGGCUUCAUUCGAGAACCAGUUGUCUCCUGAAGCCAGUGAUGAGGAGAAAGCACGCAAAAUAUGGGAGCUCAGUGAGAAACUUGUGGGGUUGGCCUAAAAAUUUGGAGGCAUGAGAUGAGAUGGUUGCCACUUGAAUCUUUGCUUAUAUAUUGCGCAGGGUCUGAUCUAAUUGAUUGAGUGUAGAGCUUGGAUUUGGAUGGUGUGCUUGCUGUUGUUAAAAUUUCUUCUUUUGUAGAAUGCAGGUGAUUGGCCUUUGUCAAUAUGGAAUUUGUGCAAUGCAAAAGUAAUAAGUUGCCAAAAUUUUAAGCCA